AUGAGACUUUAUUGUUUAUUUUUUAUCUAUUUAUUAUCUUUUAUUCAAAAUGAUGUGUUUGAGUCAUCUGGUGAUUCACGUAUUAUUUUAUCUCUAUUCUCAUCUUCACUACUUAAGUUAUCUACAAAUAUAGAAGAUGGUGGAGGGCCAGACGUGGGGGUCACUUCUGAGUUUCAAAGGUUAAGUUUAAUGGAACUUGACGAUAUUGAUACUACAGAAAGUGAUAAGGGAAAUCUGGUAACUGUCUCUUUUCAGGAAUUAUUGAGCUUAAGAAGUAGAACAUUAACCACUCUUAGAGAAAUAAAAACUUCAUAUUUAUCUUUGGUUGAUCAUCCAAUAGAUGAAAAAUGUGUUGGUUCAGUCACUUUAAUUUAUGAAGUAUGUGCUUUAGAACUUGAUGCAAAUAAUAGUAUUUGUAAACUUUUGAAAAAAAUUCUAAGAAGAGUUAAAAAGGUUGAGAGAAAUUAUUCUGCGAUGAUUCGAAAGUACUCUGGUUAUAAUAGAGAAAUUCUUUCAGCCUUAUUUGACUUGAAUUCCUUAAUGAAUACAUACUCACGAAGAGUUGAAUUGAAAAAAAGUUAUUUAGUGUCAACUGAAAAAUUAUUAAGAGAUGUUUCUUUGUUUUUUGAAGGCAAUAAAGGUUUUACGUCAUUUAUUAUAUCAAUAUAUACACAAUUCUGUUCUGUAGGUGGUAUUACUUACUAUACUAACAAGGUCGAUCAAGAAAUACAACUAAAGAAAUAA
Molecule: messenger RNA, 744 nt
Organism: Cryptosporidium ubiquitum
Lineage: Eukaryota; Apicomplexa; Conoidasida; Eucoccidiorida; Cryptosporidiidae
Exons: 1
Coding region: 1-744 (247 amino acids)
Source: RefSeq, a predicted model, not a curated record